UUGUAAAUAUUUUGUAAACUUGGGGUAAAUUAAUCGAUCCAUUUUUAAUAUGGAAUAUUCCGUGUGUGUAUACCUAUAUCUAAAAAUCCUGCAUCAAUUUAAUUUCGAUCAAAUGUGUAGACCGUGGUAGUGGAGCCGGAUAUUGCGAUGAUAUGGUCUGUCUAGGAACUACCUAGAGCUAGGUCGAUUAGGACAGUCUAGGACAAGGAUGGCUGUCCCGUCAACAACUUUGUCAACGCGAAACAAAAAGCAUUUUCUUGGCGUACCAGCUCCUUUGGGAUAUGUCGCUGGUGUUGGCAGAGGGGCAACAGGAUUUACCACUCGUUCUGAUAUCGGACCUGCCCGAGACGCCAAUGACGUAUCUGAUGACAGGCAUGCCCCACCAAUAAAACGGGCUAAGAAGAAAGAAGAGGAAGAAGAAGACGAAGAAGAUCUCAAUGACUCUAAUUAUGACGAAUUUUCUGGCUAUGGAGGAUCAUUGUUUAGCAAAGAUCCAUAUGAUAAAGAUGAUGAAGAAGCUGAUGCCAUAUAUGAGGCAAUAGACAAACGAAUGGAUGAAAAGCGCAAGGAUUACAGAGAAAGAAGGUUGCGUGAAGAAUUGGAAAGAUACCGACAAGAGAGGCCAAAAAUUCAGCAGCAAUUUUCUGAUCUUAAGCGAGAGUUAACAAAUGUUUCUGAAAAUGAUUGGAAAAAUAUUCCAGAAGUAGGAGAUGCCAGGAACAGAAAACAAAGAAAUCCAAGAGCAGAAAAAUUUACUCCUUUACCCGAUUCUGUACUAGCACGCAAUUUAGGUGGCGAGAGUGCAACUAGCAUUAAUCCAUCAAGUGGUCUUGCAUCGAUGCUGCCUGGGGUAACCACCCCUGGAAUGCUGACACCCACAGGAGACUUGGAUUUAAGAAAAAUUGGACAAGCAAGAAAUAAUUUGAUGAAUGUUAAAUUGAGUCAGGUCUCAGACUCUGUUAGUGGUCAAACUGUUGUAGAUCCCAAAGGAUACCUCACUGAUCUGCAAAGUAUGAUCCCUUCUUACGGUGGAGAUAUCAAUGACAUCAAAAAAGCAAGGUUGCUUCUCAAAUCUGUCAGAGAAACAAAUCCGAAUCAUCCACCAGCUUGGAUUGCAUCAGCUAGAUUGGAAGAAGUAGUUGGUAAAGUACAAGCUGCAAGGAACUUGAUCAUGAAAGGUUGUGAAGUAAAUCCGUCAUCGGAAGAUUUGUGGCUUGAAGCGGCCAGGUUACAGCCACCUGACACUGCAAAGGUAGUCAUUGCUCAAGCUGUGAGACACAUUGCAACUUCUGUAAGAAUAUGGAUUAAAGCAGCAGACCUAGAAACAGAAUUAAAAGCUAAAAAAAAAGUGUACCGCAAAGCCUUAGAACACAUUCCUAAUUCAGUGCGUUUGUGGAAAGCAAUUGUAGAGUUGGAGGAUCCCGAAGAGGCUCGUAUACUUUUAAGCCGUGCUGUUGAAUGUUGUCCCACAAACGUUGACUUGUGGUUAGCUCUUGCUAGACUCGAGACUUAUGAUAAUGCGAGAAAAGUACUAAACAAAGCCAGAGAAAACAUACCUACCGAUCGUCAAAUUUGGACAACUGCUGCCAAAUUGGAAGAAGCUAAUGGAAAUAAGAGUAUGGUUGAGAAAAUGAUAGACAGGGCUAUCUCUUCGCUAAGUGCUAAUGGAGUUGAAAUAAAUAGAGAGCACUGGUUUAAGGAAGCAAUGGAAGCUGAAAAGGCAGGGGCCGUUCACACGUGUGAAGUCAUUAUCAAAUCAAUCAUCGGACAUGGAGUUGAAAAAGAAGACAGGAAACACAUGUGGAUGGAAGAUGCCGAUACUUGUGCUCAACAAGGUGCCCUUGUAUGCGCAAAAGCAGUCUAUGCCUAUGCAUUGAAUGUAUUUCCAAGCAAAAAAUCAAUUUGGCUACGGGCAGCGUAUUUUGAAAAAAGUUAUGGAACAAGGGAGUCCUUGGAAAGCUUGUUGCAAAGAGCUGUCUUUCACUGUCCAAAGAGUGAAGUCUUGUGGCUCAUGGGGGCUAAAUCGAAGUGGCAAGCUGGUGAUGUGCCAGCUGCUAGGGGUAUUCUAUCCCUGGCCUUCCAAGCUAAUCCUAACUCUGAGGACAUUUGGCUGGCUGCUGUCAAACUUGAGUCUGAAAAUUUUGAAAAUGAAAGAGCAAGACGUUUACUGGCCAAAGCUAGAGCAUCUGCUCCUACUCCAAGAGUCAUGAUGAAAAGUGCUAAACUAGAAUGGGCCCUAGAUAAUUUUAAUGAAGCCUUGCAAUUACUUGAUGAAGCUCUAGAAAAUUUCGAUGACUUUCCAAAACUAUGGAUGAUGAAGGGUCAAAUUGAAGAACAACAAGGACAUUUGGAUAAAGCUAUAGAUACAUAUAACCAAGGGCUAAAGAAAUGCCCUACAUCAAUACCACUGUGGCGAUUAUUAGCUCAUUUAGAAAUCAAAAGAAAUCAGUAUACGAAAGCUCGUUCAGUGUUGGAAAAAGCGCGUCUGCGAAAUCCUAAAAAUGCUGAAAUUUGGUUGGAAGCAGUUAGAAACGAAAUAAAAUCUGUUAAAAAUAGGGACAUGGCGAAUAGUUUGAUAGCAAAAGCUCUUCAAGAAUGUCCGAACUCCGGCUUGUUAUGGGCUGAAGCUAUUUUUAUGGAGCCACGACCUCAGAGAAGAACGAAGAGCAUUGAUGCUUUGAAAAAAUGUGAACAUGAUCCCCAUGUACUACUCGCAAUUUCAAAGAUGAUGUGGUGCGAUCCCAACAAAGUUAACAAAUGUAGAGAAUGGUUCAACAAGACAAUCAAAAUUGAUUCUGACUUUGGUGAUGCAUGGGCAUAUUUUUACAAGUUUGAACUACUAAAUGGGACUACAGAUAAUCAAGAGGAAACUAAAAAAAGAUGUAUUGCAGCUGAACCUCAUCACGGUGAAAAUUGGUGUAAAGUAUCCAAAAAUAUUGCAAACUGGCGCCUUAGUAUUGGCGAAAUCUUGGAAUUAGUUGCUAAAGACUUACCUGUUCCCAUAUAG
Copidosoma floridanum is the source of this 3007-nucleotide messenger RNA. It is a transcript of the gene Prp6, whose product is annotated as pre-mRNA processing factor 6. Gene Ontology annotation, biological process: spliceosomal tri-snRNP complex assembly; mRNA splicing, via spliceosome. Lineage: Eukaryota; Metazoa; Arthropoda; Insecta; Hymenoptera; Encyrtidae. Gene Ontology annotation, molecular function: protein binding. Gene Ontology annotation, cellular component: U4/U6 x U5 tri-snRNP complex; catalytic step 2 spliceosome. The record is from RefSeq and is a predicted model, not a curated record.